AUGGAAGGAAACUACCGCAGGCCCAUCGUUCGAAAGAGCAUGUUAUCAAAAAGAGGCAUUGAUGGGACGGAAGUCCCUAAAAAAAGGACGGGCGUUGUGUUUAGAGAGACUGCUAAUACCAGAGAUGGUCAAAAUCGAAGCCGAGCAGGUUGCAGUAGUGGAGCCAACCCUCCUGUUCAAAAAAGAUCUUCUGAAGCAGUUAAAAUUUUAAGGCCAUCAACGCAGUCAUCUUCAAGUAAAAAGGAGGUAGUUGGUAGUUCCCGUAGAACAUCUGCUAACCUGGUGAAACCACUUAUAGAGCCUCGGAGAACGUUAUCUUCGAGUGGUCUUCCAGCUGAAGAGAAAGGUAGAGAGUCUACUAAUGUGAUUCGGGCAGGAGUAGGAAAAUCUGGUGCAGUUGCAGUAUCAAAUUUAAGAUCUCAAAAGAAUUUUAAUCAAAGACCCGGGUUGCAUCAACGAGAAACUGAAAGCAUUGGUCCGGUGACACAAGCAGUUUCUAGCAAGUAUGGAUUGAGGAACCUCAGAUGCAACACUCUAUCUGAUGUGAUCCCUUCUUCAUGCUCGUCAUCAAAUUCUACCUUUAAUAGAAGGAAGACUACUGUGACAAAAACGAGAAGCUCUGAAGGGGAAAGUAGCUCCACUCUUAAAGGGAAGAAGAUGACUGCUUCUUCAUCGGAAAGAUUGAAUUCUAGCUCCAGAAAUGGAAGAACUAGUUCUGAUACAAGAGGGUCUAGAAAUAUUCCUCCUCUGAGGGACAAUAGUAGAGCAUCAGUUAGAACUGAAAAAACGGUUAGUGGUUAUGCCAGGGGAAGAUUUUCUAACCAAGGAAAUGAAAACUCCAAAGAAAACAAUGGGGACAAUAGCCGAGCAUCAGCUAAAACUGAAAGAACGGUUAGUGGUUAUGCCGGGGGAAGAUUUUCUAACCAAGGAAAUGAAAACUCCAAAGAAAACAAUGGGGACGAUAGCAGAGCAUCAGUUAAAACUGAAAAAACGGUUAGUGGUUAUGGCAGGGGAAGAUUUUCUAAACAAGGAAAUGAAAACUCUAAAGAAAAAGAGUCCCGUGAUGCAUUGCCUAUUUCUCCUCAUUCUGUUGAUCUUAACUCUUCUGUCACUGAGGAGUUUUGCGGUGGUAUGCCUAUGUCUCCUGAAGAACACGAUACCUGUCAUUCUCUAAUAAUUCAGGAUGGCUUUCGGCGCUACAGUAUGGAUGGUAUUUCAGAGGUAUUAUUGGCACUUGAGAGAAUGGAACAAAAUGAAGAGUUAACCCAUGAGCAAAUUGAUUUACUAGAGACCAACUCUAUUCUUGAUGGACUUAGCUUCUGUGAUACUCAUAGAGACAUGAGGCUGGAUAUUGAUGACAUGUCGUACGAGGAACUCUUAGCUCUCGAAGAGAGAAUGGGUACAGUUAGUACAGCACUGUCAGAGGAAGCACUCUCUGAUAGUCUUAAAAUAAGUGUCUUUGAGUCUACGCCUUCAGAUGAUGCAGCCGACUGUGUUGAUGAGGAUAACAAUGAAAUCAAAUGCUGCAUUUGCCAGGAGGAAUAUGUUGUUGGAGAUGAAAUUGGAAGACUGCAAUGCACGCAUAAAUAUCAUGUUGAUUGUAUACAGGAAUGGUUGAGGCUGAAGAAUUGGUGCCCUAUGUGCAAAGAGUCAGCGGCACUGUUUAACUCGUCGUCGUCAUCAUCUCAUUAG
Molecule: messenger RNA, 1692 nt
Organism: Vicia faba (fava bean)
Lineage: Eukaryota; Viridiplantae; Streptophyta; Magnoliopsida; Fabales; Fabaceae
Source: the annotation of a GenBank genome assembly